UGCCAACCUGGGUCCCCUGGGCUCCGGGCAUCCCUGGGUCAGGACCGAGGGAGGGCUCUUGGCCUCUCCAAGCCCCAGCCCCUCGCUGUCGGCCGCCCCCUCCCGCGUCUCUGCCGAGCUGCCCCAGUUCCCGCCGCUCCUCUCCCCCAGGUGCCAGGGCCCACUGGAGUGGGAGGCCACCCCUGGAACCAGCAGCUCAGACACCACCUGCUUCUCCUCAAGGCCGUUUCUGUACCUGGCCAUCCUCCCCGCUGGCCUCACUGCACCUGCCUUAAUCUGGAUCUGCACAAAAAACAAAAGGCCUCCAGGUUGUCUGGACAAGGUGGCAGCAGACUGUUCAUUUGCAUCUCACGUCCUCUGUAUAGCAAGUUCUGUGCCCCGAGAGAGGUCCGAGUAGGUGAGACAAAGGCCCGCCUCUUACUGGGGUCCUUCAGGCAGCCCCCGACGGGUAAAAACCGGCAAACACAAUCAGGGACCCACGCGGGAACGGGCUGUGGUCGUCAGGCCGCCGCCACACCACGGGGGGCGGCACCUCGGAGCCACCGGGCCAGCGCCCCUCCGUCCCCGGUGGCCUCGCUCACUCCCGGGGCGACUCCCGCCUGCAGCGCGGGGCCACGACCUCCUCGUGCUGGGACAGUAGCGCGCGCUCCCCCGCGGGACCCGGAGCAGCACGGCCGCGGGGUCAGCAGGGGCGGCCCCCCUUACGGCCUCGCCCCGGGGCCCUCUGCAGCCUCCUCCCAGCUGAGGACCCCCGGGCAGGACCUGGGGACGGAGGUCGCGCCAUGGCCCCUCCCCCCGGCCGGGCGCCCGCAAGAGCCCCAGGGACCCACGGCGCCGCCACUUCCGAGCCGCGGCACUCUGCGCAGGCGCACCGCGUGCGUAAGGCCGCGCCCCCAAGUUCCGCCUGCCGCCAGAGCGGCCGCCCCAUUGGCCGAAGCCUCAUGCAUAUGCAAACGAAGAGACCCGGUUGAGCCGGGGCCGACGCUCUGCAACCCCGAGCGAGGGGCCUGCAGCGGGGAUCAGGGCCCGGGGCGGCAGAGGGCCGGGGAGGAGCCUGGGGCUGCCGGGAGCCUGGAGCCUGGGGGCACGGCUGGGAGGCUGGCGGAGGCGCGGGGCGCGGAGCCGGGAGGCCCCGCCAUGAGCAGCCUGGACCUGGCCCGGGUGGGCGCGUGCGUCCUGCAGAAUGCGGUGACCGGGGAGGCGGUGGAGCUACGGAGCCUGUGGCAGGAGCGGGCGUGCGUGGUGGCCGGGCUGCGGCGCUUCGGCUGCCUGGUGUGUCGCUGGAUCGCCCGGGACCUCAGCGGCCUCCAGGGCCUCCUGGAGCAGCACGGCGUGCGCCUGGUGGGCGUGGGGCCCGAGGCCCUGGGCCUGCAGGAGUUCCUGGAAGGCGGCUACUUCUCGGGAGAGCUCUAUCUGGAUGAGAGCAAGCGGUUCUACAAGGAGCUGGGCUUCAAGCGGUACAACAGCUUGAGCAUCCUGCCCGCUGCCCUGGGGAAGCCGGUGCGCGACGUGGCUGCCAAGGCCAAGGCCGCCGGCCUCCAGGGGAACCUAUCCGGGGACCUGCUGCAGAGUGGGGGUCUGCUUGUGGUCAGCAAAGGUGGAGAGAAGGUGCUGCUGCAUUUUGUCCAAAAGUCCCCUGGGGACUACAUCCCCCAGGAGAGCAUCCUCCAGGCCCUGGGCAUCUCGGCCGAGGUCCAGGCCAGUGAGCCGCCCCAGUGUGACGAUGUGUGUGGCAGAUGAAGGCCCCAGGCCUCGGCGGAUCUGGGAGGGGCCGGGAGUUGGAGGUGAAGAGUCCUUCCAGAAAUCGCCGGGACGCCCUGCCGAGCUGCCUGCUCCCCGCAUUUAAACAGCCAUUAAAGCUGGGGCCCUGG
Choloepus didactylus (southern two-toed sloth) is the source of this 1871-nucleotide messenger RNA. It is a transcript of the gene PRXL2B, whose product is annotated as peroxiredoxin like 2B. The coding region runs from base 1138 to 1740 and encodes 200 amino acids. The transcript is spliced from 9 exons. Gene Ontology annotation, molecular function: protein binding. Gene Ontology annotation, cellular component: external side of plasma membrane. Gene Ontology annotation, biological process: defense response to Gram-negative bacterium; positive regulation of peptidyl-tyrosine phosphorylation; negative regulation of alpha-beta T cell proliferation. The record is from RefSeq and is a predicted model, not a curated record. NCBI's taxonomy places the organism in Eukaryota, Metazoa, Chordata, Mammalia, Pilosa, Megalonychidae.